AUGUCGCUACUACACUCGCGCGCACGGCAGCUACAACGACUCGGGUUAGCUGCACGUACGCAGAACAACAGCUUUAACGGUGAGAGGGCACAGUAUGACUCCAACUACCUACUGGAGGACGACUUUAGCUGGGAGGACGCUUUCCGGUACGUAUUGGCAGAAGUUGGCGUGGUGUCGUGA
Messenger RNA from Phytophthora nicotianae INRA-310, 180 nucleotides. RefSeq lists its product as hypothetical. Lineage: Eukaryota; Oomycota; Peronosporomycetes; Peronosporales; Peronosporaceae. Bases 1 to 180 code for a protein of 59 amino acids. The record is from RefSeq and is a predicted model, not a curated record. The transcript has a single exon.